Orbicella faveolata is the source of this 1004-nucleotide messenger RNA. RefSeq names its product protein CFAP20DC-like. NCBI's taxonomy places the organism in Eukaryota, Metazoa, Cnidaria, Anthozoa, Scleractinia, Merulinidae. The record is from RefSeq and is a predicted model, not a curated record.
AAGUAACUUAUCCCUCCGAAUCAAGUAAAAUUAUCCAUACCUUGGGUAGCUGAACUACAAGCUAUCAAACAGUUUGGCUUGGCCGCCAUCUUCGAUAUCUAGUACCCAGACUUCUCCGACAACGACGGUUACGCAUGCGUUGAUUUUGAAAUGGCGACUCCACGGAGAGAGAGGAGUUGAAAGCUCUUUUUGUGUCUCUUGCAAAGUGUUUUUGACAGCUAACACAUAUCUACAGACCUUGAACGUAUCGUGAACAAGCUAAGCUGCAUAAACAGUUAUUAGUUUGGCGUGGAUAAUGUUUAAAAAUGAGUUCCAAGGUGGCUCGUAUGUGGAAGUUUUCAGUGCACAGGGUCGCGACCCCGUAGCAAAAUGGAGGCUCACUGGAAGUGCAUCAACGAAAAACAAAGUAUACGACAAGGACGUCAAGAGUUUUGUUUACAUUUUGGAGGGCGAAACAACCACCACGAAAAUGAGCCUUCCGAAGGACGAAAAACAAUCGUUAUGGCUCAUACAGCGCUAUUUAGUCUUACAAUUGUAUGUACCGCUGGGACAUUCGUUUUCUUUGGAGUUUGGCGUCACCGACAGCUCCGGGAACAACAAACGGCGAAUUCUGCUUUCGUCUAACCACAGGGACAUUACGAUAACUCAACUACACGCGCGAUUUCCGCUUAAUAUCCUCCGCCUUGGGAUUUGGCUGAAUCUUUGCCUUGAUCUGCAAUCACUGGUCGGGGAGACAUUCAAAGGGCAAUCUUUCAAGGCUCUUGAAAACUUAACGAUUUCUGCGAGUUGUCGCUUACGGAAAAUUUUUACCAUGAAAUCGCAACCAUUCGAUACAACAGAUGAUGAUGAAAUUUACAAUUGUGAGAAUACGAACAGCGGAGAAUUAGAAAACAUACCCAAGUCACUACAGUUUUCAACCUCACCAGACAUCCACCAUCACACGCAGGUAUUGUUCACUGUUUAUAACAUGUAUACAAGUUCAUUAAAAAUAUGCUGAUAAAUAU